This is a messenger RNA of Helianthus annuus (common sunflower), 910 nucleotides long. RefSeq names its product ethylene-responsive transcription factor 1A-like. The record is from RefSeq and is a predicted model, not a curated record. Lineage: Eukaryota; Viridiplantae; Streptophyta; Magnoliopsida; Asterales; Asteraceae. Gene Ontology annotation, molecular function: DNA binding; DNA-binding transcription factor activity. The transcript has a single exon. Bases 165 to 818 code for a protein of 217 amino acids. Gene Ontology annotation, biological process: regulation of DNA-templated transcription; ethylene-activated signaling pathway.
AUAUUCAUUUUAAUACUUUUUUAACAUUAUCCGUAGCAGGUGCACGCACCUUUCCCAAUUCUCAACUAUUUAACCCUUUUCAUUCCUCAACCGAAAACCGGUCCAAGAUUUGCUCACAAAUCUCACAACUAAAUAACCUUUUUUUAUUACCGAUUUGCUAAAACAUGAUGGCAAAUAAUGGGUUCGAUUCCGAUUUCGCUCUUCUUGAGUCUAUUCGCCGGCAUUUGCUAGACGAUUCAUCUGCCAUAAACUCCGGCGACGGUUUUCCACCGAUGUCUUGCCAGAGCAAUAUCUUGUUUCCUUGUUUUUCAGACACAUGGGGUGAAUUACCCUUGAAACAGGACGACUCUGAUGACAUGUUAAUCGCUCAGUUUCUUCACGAAACAUUGGAUUUUGACUGCCACCCGUCGCCGGCGGCGACCUUAUCGGAAAAUGCUACAACUGUUAAAUCCGAGCCGGAGAGUCUUGUGAGUUCGCCGGAGAUUUCGAGAUUUCCGGCGGUAUCGCCGGAGAAGGGGAAGCAUUACAGAGGAGUGAGGCGGCGGCCGUGGGGUAAGUUUGCGGCGGAAAUACGGGAUCCGGCGAAGAAUGGUGCGCGCGUGUGGUUGGGGACGUUUGAGACUGCGGAGGAUGCGGCGGUUGCGUAUGAUAGGGCGGCGUAUCGGAUGCGAGGUUCACGUGCUUUGUUGAAUUUUCCGUUGCGGAUUAAUUCUGGUGAGCCGGAGCCCGUGAGGAUAGCGUCAAAACGGAGGUCGACGUCACCGGUGAGUUCAUCGGAUGAUCGGUCCCCGAAGAGGAGAAUAUUGGAUAGACAAUGACUAUUACAUUGUGUCACAUUUUUUAAUUUUUUUUAAUUUAUUGUGUGUAAUGGGUGUUUCUUGUGCAUAAAUGACAUCUUUUUUAUAUCCAA